AUGGAUAUUUCACUGGCAGAUAUACUUCCACCAUACUCCAAAACUCGACCAAUCCACACUUCUCGAUUGAUUCUUCGACCAUUUCAAUGGACCGACCUACAAGCCGUGCACGAGCUUCGUACACGCCCAGAGGUCAUGCAAUGGACCAGCCAAGUCCAAAUAGACAGCUCUAUACAACAAACGCGUACAUGGAUGGAAAGAUACAUAAACGACAAUGAAACUUCACGACAAAAUUUCAACUUCAUCGUCACUGUCCAACCCGAUAAUCCGGAUAAAUUCUCGCCCAAUUCUUUUCUGGAAGAUAAGAGCGCACUCAUUGGUGUAUGUGGUCUGGUCGCCUGGGACGACUCUCAGAAGUAUCCAUUACCUCUCUUUGGAUAUAUGUUCUUGCCGGAAACUUGGGGCAAGGGAUAUGCUACCGAGGCUGCUCUUGGGUUUCAGCAGGAAUGGAAGCGGCUGAUUGACUUUGGUCUACAAGCUCGCUCUAUUGACAAUCAAUCAAGGCUGGAUUUGUACGACUUGUAUGCUGUUACUCUCGAGACUAAUGUUCCGAGUGCGAAUGUUUUGCGGAAGUGCGGUUGGUGUACAUAUGAGGCUGCCGAUGAGGGGAACCAAAAGACUCUGAAAUGGAUUCUACGAGAUAGACCUGUCAGCUUUGCUCCUUGA
Penicillium odoratum is the source of this 666-nucleotide messenger RNA. Its product is annotated as GNAT family N-acetyltransferase. The transcript has a single exon. The record is from RefSeq and is a predicted model, not a curated record. Gene Ontology annotation, molecular function: acyltransferase activity, transferring groups other than amino-acyl groups. Lineage: Eukaryota; Fungi; Ascomycota; Eurotiomycetes; Eurotiales; Aspergillaceae. The coding region runs from base 1 to 666 and encodes 221 amino acids.